Molecule: messenger RNA, 611 nt
Organism: Haliotis rufescens (red abalone)
Lineage: Eukaryota; Metazoa; Mollusca; Gastropoda; Lepetellida; Haliotidae
Product: ladderlectin-like
Exons: 5
Coding region: 98-568 (156 amino acids)
Biological process (GO): biological process involved in interspecies interaction between organisms
Cellular component (GO): external side of plasma membrane
Molecular function (GO): carbohydrate binding
Source: RefSeq, a predicted model, not a curated record
CUUAGCCCAGACAUAUAUACUACAAGACGUGGUGUCCAGUGGUCCGAGGCAGCCUACAGAACACACAGGGCAAGGACACAGUCACGCAGCAGUUGCCAUGCUGCUCCUUCUUCUCUGUCUCUCCAUCAGCGUGACGCUGAGUGCGUCGUGUGAGAAGGGCUUUGUUCAGUAUGGUAGUUCCUGCUACAUCGUCCUCCCGGAGACCGGCACCUGGCUCACCGCAAUGGAGUACUGCAAGGCGUUCGGCAUGAGUCUGACCAUUGUCCAGAGUCCAGACGAGUACAAGUUCCUCAAGGACUACCUCUACACCCACAGAGGCACCUACACACAAGCUCCCGAUUUCUGGACAGCGGGCACCCGCCUGAUGUCGACUGAGUGGGCGUGGGCAGUGACGGGGGAAGAGAUUGAGACGUUCUUCUGGGGCCCGGGGGAACCGAGCAACUCCGGCAACACUGAACGCUGUCUGUCCUUCUAUGCAAGAGCAAAUUUCACUUGGGAUGACGAGCACUGCACUUUCCCGGGGUACCCUGUAUGUGAGAAACAACUUCAACUAAACCCUGGAAAGUGAAUUGUCUCUCUGUAGCUCACGAAAUAAAUCAGUUUACACAGAA